Messenger RNA from Haliotis rufescens (red abalone), 1463 nucleotides. Its product is annotated as lysosomal acid lipase/cholesteryl ester hydrolase-like. Gene Ontology annotation, molecular function: hydrolase activity, acting on ester bonds. The coding region runs from base 162 to 1361 and encodes 399 amino acids. The transcript has 8 exons. The record is from RefSeq and is a predicted model, not a curated record. NCBI's taxonomy places the organism in Eukaryota, Metazoa, Mollusca, Gastropoda, Lepetellida, Haliotidae.
GGAACUCUGGAUAGGAGAGUGGUUGUGAGCGGCACAGAUAGGCGUGAGAAGGAACAACACAACAACCUUCUGCUUUUUGUGGGACAGCGGCCUGUAGACUGAUAUCAGGCGACACGUGUUGCCACAACUUGGACUUUACCGGACUCGGGAGGACAUCCAUCAUGUUGCUAAGUCUCGUCACCUUGGCAACUGCCGUCGGGAUUGUUUCUCCGCAGGAUGUCCUAGUCACCGCACCGCACUCCCGGAUACCCGUCGACCCGGAGGUGUACAUGGAUGCUACGGAGCUGAUCACCAGCAAGGGCUUCCCGUGUGAGAACCACUACGUCACUACAGAAGACGGAUUCAUCCUCAACAUGCAGCGGAUCCCUCACGGCAGGGGAGACAACUCGUCGGGGACAGCCAAGCGCGCGGUGAUGAUGCAACAUGGCCUUCUGGGUAGCUCACCUAACUUUCUGGUGAACCUCGCCAACGAGAGCCUCGCUUUCAUCCUGGCCGAUGCUGGUGCAGACGUGUGGCUGGGCAACGUGCGCGGGAACACUUACUCUCGUGCCCACAAGACGCUGAAACCAUCGGACAGGAAGUUCUGGGAAUGGAGUUACGACGAGAUGGCGAAGUACGACCUGCCCGCCAUGAUUGACUACAUCGUACAGACGACCGGGCAGCCCCAGGUCCACUAUGUCGGACACUCCCAGGGGACACUCAUCGGCUUCGCGGGCUUCAGUCAGAACAAGACUCUGGGUCAGCUGGUCAAGACCUUCAUCGCCCUGGCCCCAGUGGCGACCGUCGGGCACAUCAAGAGUCCCAUCAGACUUCUGGCGCCGUUCUCGAAGGAACUUAAGGAAGCCUUUGCUUUGUUAGGCCACGGCGAGUUGCUGCCGAGUAAGAAUCUGACCAAAUGGCUUGCGAGAACCAUAUGUAAAGAUGCGUCUGUCCUCUGCGAAAAUCUGUUCUUUGUCGUGAAUGGCUUCGACUACCGGUCACUCAAUUUUUCUCGAGUUCCCGUGUAUAUGGCGCACACACCCGCCGGAACCUCCACACAGAACAUCCUGCACUUCGGACAGGGCGUCAACUCCGACAAGUUCCUGAUGUUCGACUUCGGGUCUGCGGCUGCUAAUACGGCGCACUAUGGACAGGCCACGCCACCUGCCUACCGCCCGGAUGAGAUGGACGUGCCCGUGGUGUUGUUUAGCGGAGGAAAAGACUUCCUGGCAGACCCGGAUGAUGUCACGUGGAUCCGGUCUCAGCUGAAGCACAUAGUGGGAGAUCACGUGAUCCCUCACUGGGAACAUUUGGACUUUACUUUGGCUCUUGACGCCCCGGUUCUCUGUUACGAUAAAAUUAAACGGAUUGUUUUUGGUUGAUCAAACCACAUCUUAGACCCAAAGAAAAAGAAAAGUCAUUGCGAGUGUUGUUUUUUAAUUAACUCACAGCCCCGAAGGAUUAAUAAUUAUCUGUGGUCAAGG